GCGAGAAGGAAAGUUGCUGGGUGGACAGUCGCAGACGCUUUGCAGGCGAUGUCGGGGUGACUGAGGUCACAGCAGGACCCCCGAGACCUUUCGUGACUUUAGCAGCGCGCAAGUGGCCUGUCCUCGGCGGCGCGCCUUGGGGUUCCCCCGGCUGCCUGCGGGCUUUGUGGAGGACUGGGGGUGGGGCGGCCUCGCUUUUUCACUUUUGCCGCAACAACCAUGUCGAAAGCAGAGACUGCGGCCCCUGCGGAGGCCCGGGAACCCGGCGGCAGGGUCAAGUCCGGCAGCCCGCGCCACCCGCUGGUGGUCGGAGCAGUGUCGGAGGACGAGGAGGCCCAGGGUGCUUUCAAGUCUAUGGAUCUGAAUCGUGUCAUCAAACUUCUUGAAGAGACUGAUAAAGAUGAUUUAGAAGAAAAACAACUAAAAUCUGUGAAGAAACUGGUGCAGUGUUAUCAGAACGGACUUCCUCUCAGGGAUUUAGCACAAAUAUUUAAAGUUCUAAAUCUCUGUGCAGAAAAAAUUGAAAACCAGCCUUCUUUUGUAGAAUCUGCAUGUAAUAUCCUAAAAUUAUGUGGCCUGCCAUUUUUGAAAAAGAAAGUAUCAGAUGAAAUAACAUAUGCUGAAGAUACAGCCAAUUCACUUGCACUUCUAGGUGACUUAAUGAAAAUACCAAAUUCUGAAUUAAGGAUUCAAGUUUGUAAGUGUAUUGUUGACUUUUAUCAUGCAGAACCACCAAAGAAACACAUUACAGGUUAUCAACAAGCUAAUUCAUCAUAUAAGAUUCAAAUGGCUGAAGUUGGAGGAUUAGCAAAAACAAUGGUCCAGUCACUGGUCUUACUCGAAAAUCAACUUAUUGAGAAACUUUGGGUACUUAAAGCUCUGCAGCACCUCUCAACUUCUGAAGUCAAUUGUACUUUAAUGAUGAAAGCACAAGCAGCCAGUGGGAUCUGUACUCAUAUCAAUGACCCAGAUCCUUCUGGACAGCUUCUGUUUCGCUCAUCAGAAAUACUUUGGAACUUACUGGAAAAAGCUUCAAAAGGAGAAGUUAUACAACAACUUAGUAACUUGGACUGUUUGCAGGCCUUAAAGGAAGUAUUUAAAAAUCUGUUUAUUAAAGGUUUUAGUAAUUAUGAUCGUCAACUUAGAAAUGAUAUAUUAGUGAUCACUACAAUUAUAGCUCAAAAUCCUGAAGCACCAAUGAUUGAAAGUGGCUUUACCAAGGACUUGAUACUAUUUGCAACCUUUAAUGAAGUUAAAAGUCAAAAUCCUUUAGUGAAAGGUAUUAAGCUCUCUAAUUCCCAUGAAGAUUUUGAGCUAAAGAAAUUGCUGUUCAAUAUAAUUGUGAUCUUAUGUAAAGAUUUAUCUACUAUACAGCUACUAAUUGAUGGAAAAGUCAUUUGGGCUUUGUUUACCUAUGUUAAAAAGCCUGAGAAAAAUAAAAUAAUUGAGUGGUCUGCAGCACAAUAUGAAGAAUUACAAUUGCAUUCAAUUGCCACUUUGUCAUCAGUGGCCCCUUUACUAAUUGAAGAGUAUAUGUUAUGCCAGGGAAACGCCCGGGUCCUUGCUUUUCUAGAAUGGUGUGAGAGUGAAGAUUCCUUUUUCAGUCAUGGUAACAGUUUUCAUGGGGCAGGUGGCCGUGGCAACAAGUUUGCCCAGAUGCGUUACAGUUUAAGACUUCUGAGAGCCAUGGUCUACCUUGAGGAUGAAACUAUAAAUAAUGAUCUUUGUGAAAAAGGAACAAUUCAUCAACUAAUAGGAAUCUUUAAAAACACAAUAAACAAGGAUAAUGACAGGGAAGAGGCUAUUCUUUUGGAAAUUCAAUCUGAUAUAUUGCUUAUCUUAUCUGGUCUUUGUGAACAUAGUGUUCCUAGGAAGGAAAUUUUUGGAAUUGAAGGAGUGGAUAUAAUUCUUCAUGUAAUGAAAACAGACUCCAAGAAGUUACAGAGUGGAUUAGGCUAUAAUGUUCUUCUUUUUAGUACAUUGGACAGUAUUUGGUGCUGUAUUUUGGGUUGUUAUUCCUCUGAGGAUUACUUUCUUGAAAAGGAAGGCAUUUUCCUCCUUUUGGAUUUAUUGACAUUGAACCAAAAAAAAUUCUGUAAUCUGAUACUUGGAAUAAUGGUUGAAUUUUGUGAUAAUCCCAAAACUACGGCUCAUGUCAAGGCUUGGCGAGGGAAGAAAAACCAAACAGCUGCCAGUCUUUUAAUUAAAUUGUGGAGAAAAGAAGAGAAAGAACUAGGUGUGAAACGGGAUAAAUACGGGAAGAUCAUUGAUACAAAGAAGCCUCUAUUUACUAGUUUUCAAGAGGAACACGCCAUCAUACCACUUCCUGCUAACUGCCCAACGAUGGCAGUUAUGGAUGUUGCUGAGAAUAUCAGAGCAAAAAUAUAUGCUGUGUUGGGCAAACUAGAUUUUGAAAAUUUACCAGGCCUAUCUGCUGAAGAUUUUGUCACCCUCUGUAUUAUACACAGAUAUCUUGAUUUUAAAAUUGGAGAAAUAUGGAAUGAAAUACGUGAGGAAAUAAAACUAGAAAAGCUAAGACCAGUUACUACAGACAUAAGAAAUCUAGAUAUUAUUACAACAGCAUCAGAAAACAUUGGAAAAAUGGUUGCCUCUCUGCAAAGUGAAAUGAUUGAAAGCCAAGCACGCCAAGAUAUGCAAAAUGAACAAAAAGUAUACUCAAAAAUACAAGCUACACAUAAGCAACGAGAAUUGGCUAAUAAAUCAUGGGAAAACUUUGUGGCUAGAACAUCAAAUGUUAAAACUCUGAAGAAAGCAAAAAGACUGCAGGAAAAAGCUAUAGAGUCCUCCAGAUACAAUGAUCGACCUCCAAAUGCAAUAUUUCACAGGACUGAUAUUAAAGGCCUUAACACAACGGUACCUUCUGGUCCAGUCAUAACAGUGGAAAGUACUCCUGCUCGACUAGUGGGAGGACCUCUGGCUGAUACGGAUAUUGCUGUUAAAAAACUGCCUAUUCGGGGAGGAGCUUUACAGAGGGUAAAAGUAGGGAAAACUGUGGAUGAACCAAAGAGGAGUGCUCCUACAUAAAAUCCUCUAGAGGCUUUCCAAAAUAAGGUCUACUUAUACUUUUUUAGUCAAAUAUAUCUUUCUAUACAAAUAUAAGACAAAUAUUUUAGAAUAAAUUAUUGAAUAAGAUACUAUAAAAUAAAGCACAUAUAGUUUAUUUUUAUUACAGAUAUAAGUGGAUAGCAUCAGAAAGGUUGUCAACAAUUUCUUUGGAAAGAUUACCAAUUUUUAACUGAAAUUUAAAAAAAAUUUCUAUCCAUUAAGACUCUUCUGAUUGUAUGUGAACUACUCCAACUUGUUUAAGUCAAAAGUUUAAGUAAAAGUAACUUGUUUAAGUAAAGUUCAUUUUUAUAGAUUCUAUAGCUGUCAAAUUUAAGAAUAAUUAAAACAUACUAGCAUUAUUCGAUUAGGGACUAAAGCUAUGUGAAUAGAAUCUUAUUCGUUAGCAGCUCAUACUUCCCAGGUCAUUAUCUAAUAGAAAAAACUGCAUAUACAGCCAGUCUAUUGGUACCUACCUUUGCAUCUUGGGAUCCCUGAUUACCCACUCUUGAUCCAUUCACCAUGACUUUGAUCAACUGUAAGUACUGUCUGUUCCUGGAGCCAGAAGCAGACCAACCCACAUUCAAAGUAUAUGAAUGGAAUGAGGGAUCAGGAUAUUGUUAUAUUGUUAUCAAGAGUACACAUCACUAUGGAGAAAACAAAGUCUGUCAAAGUAAGAUAAUUUAUCUCUGCUGCAAAAAGAAAAUGUUUAUCAUGAGCUAAACAAUAAAAAUUAAAAGUAAAUAUAAGGUGAUUUUACUUUUAAAGUCACUAAAACACAA
Messenger RNA from Erinaceus europaeus (western European hedgehog), 3845 nucleotides. RefSeq names its product cilia and flagella associated protein 69 (gene CFAP69). The record is from RefSeq and is a predicted model, not a curated record. Gene Ontology annotation, biological process: positive regulation of flagellated sperm motility; olfactory behavior; response to odorant. The transcript has 23 exons. NCBI's taxonomy places the organism in Eukaryota, Metazoa, Chordata, Mammalia, Eulipotyphla, Erinaceidae. The coding region runs from base 220 to 3045 and encodes 941 amino acids. Gene Ontology annotation, cellular component: sperm midpiece; non-motile cilium.